Cryptomeria japonica (Japanese cedar) is the source of this 2163-nucleotide messenger RNA. RefSeq names its product homoserine kinase. Gene Ontology annotation, molecular function: ATP binding; homoserine kinase activity. The record is from RefSeq and is a predicted model, not a curated record. Gene Ontology annotation, biological process: L-threonine metabolic process. The coding region runs from base 769 to 1932 and encodes 387 amino acids. Lineage: Eukaryota; Viridiplantae; Streptophyta; Pinopsida; Cupressales; Cupressaceae. The transcript has 2 exons.
UGCAUGAAUUUCCACCAUCACAAAUAUUUUUUAAAGUUUUGAGACUUUUUAUAAUAACAGUAAAAACAAAACCUAUGUAUAUGAAGCAGAAGCAACUACCUAGGUAAACAAUGCUAAAGAUGUAACACUGAACCCGCAGUCCUGACAAUUCACAAACACGAUAGAAACAAAUAGCUGAAAAAACGCAGGAUUUUAUAUAAGGGGUCGGUGGUGGUUUGAACUGCAUAUUUUCCUUACAGCCCCAGAUUAUCAAUCCAGAUUGUUUUCACCAGAUCUUCGCUCCUUACCCAGUCAGGUGAUGAUUGGUUCGUGUGGACAACCAGCAAACCUGGAAGAUAUCUUUGAAUCUGUGGUAAAUCUUGAACAGCAACAUAUUCAGCAAGGGUACAAUGAGGGUUUUAAAGAAGGAAUAGAGCUGGGAAAAGUAGAAGGAAGAGAUGUGGGUUUGAAACAUGGUUUUGAAGUAGGGGAAGAAUUGGGCUUUUACAGGGGUUGUAUCAAUGUAUGGAAAGCCGCUCUUGAGAUUGAACCAACUGUAUUCUCGACAAGGGUUCACAAGCAGAUAAAACAGCUAGAGGAAUUGGUAGAUAAAUACCCAGUUCUUGAACCAGAAAAUGAGUCUGUUCAAGAUAUUUUAGAAUCCAUGAGAACAAAAUUCAAAGCCAUCUCAGCAACACUGUCGGGCAAUCUUGAAUAUGAAGGAUAUCCAAAGAGUAACAAUACUGAAUUUUGAGUGCGUAUAAAAUAUCUUCUUCAUAUGUUUCACACAUGCUUCUUCAGGAAACUAUGGAUUGCUAUUUUGCCUGUUCAAAACAACAACGUUGUUCUUUCAAAAAUGAUUUGAGACCUAUUUAUUCUUGUUAUAAGUUGGGGAAAUUUAGCACUAAACAUUCAGGUGGACAUUUACCAAACAUUUUAAAUAUUUGGUGCAAGGCAAAGCAAGUGAGUCUGAAACAGGUCACCCAGCUUGAGCCAGAACCUGUUCUUCAAUCUGUAACAGCCUUUGCUCCUGCAACAAUAGCUAAUCUUGGACCAGGGUUUGAUUUUCUUGGUUGUGCUGUUGAAGGCUUAGGGGAUCAUGUUAGUGUAGAGGUGAAUGAAGGGAUAGAGCCUGGCAAAAUUGUGAUCUCUUCGAUAUAUGGUGACAACAAUAGACUUAGUCAUGAUCCAGUGAAAAAUUGUGCCGGGAUUGCAGCCAAAGCAACCAUGGAAUUGCUUGGAAUCCAUUCUGUAGGCUUGUCACUUUCUCUUCACAAAGGUCUGCCGUUGGGAAGCGGGCUUGGCUCGAGUGCAGCUAGUGCAGCAGCAGCUGCAAUAGCAGUGAAUGCCUUAUUUGGGAGUAAAUUAACAAAAGAAGACCUCGUUGUGGCUGGAUUGGAAUCAGAAGCAGCUGUAAGUGGCUAUCAUGCAGACAAUGUUGCUCCUUCUUUGAUGGGUGGUUUUGUUCUUGUUCGGAGCUAUAGUCCACUUGAUCUUAUCUCCCUUCCAUUCCCCAAUGAUAAAGAGCUCUUCUUUGUGCUUGUGACUCCUGCUUUUGAAGCCCCAACAAAAGAAAUGCGAGCAGUGCUUCCAACAGAAAUUACUAUGAAGGAUCACAUAUUAAAUUGUAGCCAGGCAGCAGCUCUUAUUGCAGCUGUCCUUCAGGGGGAUCCUUGUCUUCUGGGAGCUGCACUAUCAUCAGAUUCUAUAGUUGAACCCAGAAGGGCCCCCCUAAUUCCAGGAAUGUUGGCAGUGAAGGAAGCUGCUCUUGAAACAGGUGCAUUUGGAUGCACUAUAAGUGGAGCUGGGCCUACUGCUGUAGCUGUUACAGACUCUCUGGAAAAAGGAAAGGCUAUUGCUGAAGCUAUGGUGGAUAUGUUCCUAAUGAAAGGGAAACUAAAAGCCUCUGCAUCAGUUGAGAAGCUUGAUAGAACUGGUGCACGAGUUGUUUAACCAAUGCUUGAAAAUUUGGUCCUCUUUACAUGUGUUUCCGUUUGGAUCUAAUAAGUACGAAUUGCAUAAGAAUAAUUUGCUUACUUAUUUAAACAUUUGGUACUGCAUUUUGAUGUUUUUUUUGCUAGUUUAUGAGAGAUUAAACUUUAAGAAGUCUGGGAUAUGUUUCAAUUUUUAAAAAUAGUUUAUUUAUAAAGAGCUUGGAUAUCAAGCUAUUACUGUUUGCUGUUA